UGAAACUACCGUGCAAAAGGUACAUAAACAUGGUUUUUAAAACAAGUUUCUAUUGUUCUUUCAAUAAAAAGUAGGUAUUAAUGUAUAUAGUUAAUGUACCUAAUUAACAGUUAAUCAGCUUAAAACAGCAAUUUCGAGAUUAGCUAAUUGGUCGCCACAUAACCUCGAAAUGUUUUCUGCAUUCAAACGUUAAAGGUCAAUGAAACAUCAAACAAAAUUUUUCGUAUGGUGUUGAAAGAUUUAUUUGAUAAAUGCUUAAAUAGCCGCAUUUUAAAUUUAGGUGUAUCGUUACUUAAACAAUUAGUGAACAGCAUCGGACGUGACAAGAUGACACGAAACUUGGCAGUAUUUGAUUUUGAUCAUACAAUUGUAAACGAUAAUUCUGACACUGCUGUUAUGAAAUUAGUGGAUAAUAAAAUUCCGAAAGAAAUCAAAAUGUUGCACAGGUCCGAUGGCUGGACGGCUUAUAUGCAGGGUGUCUUCAAAACCUUACAUGAAAAUAACGUACAGGAGGAUGCUAUAAAUAAUCUAAUAAGAAAUUUACCUGCAGUGCAGGGAAUGCCAGAGUUGAUCAAAGAGAUAAAUGAAAACUUAAAUUUUGACGUAAUUAUUAUUAGCGACUCAAAUCAUCACUUUAUCGAUUUAUGGUUGGAGGAAAAUAAUUUAAAGAGCAACAUAUUGAAAGUGUUUUCAAAUCCGGCAAAAUUUGAGGAUGGAUUGUUAAAAAUCAGGAUGUACCAUUUGCAGGACCACUGCAAACUUAGCACAAAAAAUUUGUGUAAGGGUCAAAUAAUGGAAGAUUUUGUAGCUGACCAAAGACUAAAUGACUUAAUUUAUGACAUGAUUGUUUAUAUCGGUGACGGAAUUAACGAUUUUUGCCCUAUUUUAAGGCUAAGAGGCAACGAUUUGGCCUGUGUAAGGGAUAAGUAUAAAUGUGUGGAUUUAGUGAAGAAAUCUAAAGAUGGCAGGUAUGUCGAUGAUGAUGGAAUAUCUAGGACCGUGAAAUCUAACGUGUGUAUAUGGCAAAAUGGGUACGAUAUCAUAGAUUUCAUAAAGCAGCAAAAUGGUCAGUGCAAGAAAGUUCAAGUCCUGUAAACACUUAUUUACGUGCAGUUUUUUGUAUUUAGCAGUCAUGUACACAACGGUAAAGGAGAAUUAUGUGAUAACAGUAUUUUAUAAUGUAAAUAAAUAUUUUAAAUGCUUUUAUACUUACAAAUAUUUAAUGUGAUAAUCAAAUUAAUUGUUCUUAAUCCACAACUAAAUA
Molecule: messenger RNA, 1264 nt
Organism: Anoplophora glabripennis (Asian longhorned beetle)
Lineage: Eukaryota; Metazoa; Arthropoda; Insecta; Coleoptera; Cerambycidae
Product: probable phosphatase phospho2
Exons: 2
Coding region: 226-1095 (289 amino acids)
Molecular function (GO): phosphatase activity
Source: RefSeq, a predicted model, not a curated record